Molecule: messenger RNA, 882 nt
Organism: Diorhabda carinulata
Lineage: Eukaryota; Metazoa; Arthropoda; Insecta; Coleoptera; Chrysomelidae
Product: matrix metalloproteinase-2-like
Exons: 1
Coding region: 1-882 (293 amino acids)
Biological process (GO): collagen catabolic process; extracellular matrix organization; proteolysis
Cellular component (GO): extracellular matrix
Molecular function (GO): zinc ion binding; metalloendopeptidase activity
Source: RefSeq, a predicted model, not a curated record
AUGUUAAUCAUUAUAUUAGCUGCAGUACUAUGUCCAGUACUAUGCGUUGUCGACCAACAGUAUGCUAUGAAUUAUUUACACCGGUUCGGGUACGCAAAUGAAAAUGAUUUGACUAAACUUGAGGAUUAUUUGUUGAGUUUUCAAGAAAGAUAUAAUAUCCCUGUAACGGGAGAAUUAGAUGAAAAUACAAUUCAACUUCUAAAUAGACCAAGAUGUAAUGUGAGUGAAGCAGCUUCCGACGAUGAUCAUUCUUUUAGAGUUAAAUCAAAAUGGUCAAAAUUUGAUUUGAAAUGGUAUUUCCCUCAGGCAACUCCAGAAUAUCUUAAAGUAACCAAAAAGGCUUUUGAAGUGUGGAGUAACAGUUCAAAGUUUAAAUUUGAAUUAAUACACAAAAUACGGCCUUAUGCUCCCGAUAUAUCUAUUACAGUUGGACGGGGAAAGCACUAUUUUCGAGCAAAUUGCCAAGGUAGAGGUGAGUGCUCCAGUACAUUUGAUGGGCCCGGAAAGGUGUUGGCACAUGCUUAUUUCCCAAAAGGCAACAGUUGUAUAGAGCUUCAUAUUGAUGCUGAUGAGAAGUGGGAUUUAAGUUUGGAUGGAUCAAGUUCAGAAGAUCAGACUAGCCUACUUAUGGUAUUAAUUCAUGAAAUUGGGCAUAUUUUAGGAAUUGCUCACAGUGAUAUUGAGACAGCAAUAAUGUAUCCAUGGUAUCAAUUCAACAUUGCUCCUAAAUUGGAUGAGGAUGAUAAAAUGGCCCUUGAAGCUCUUUAUGGGCCAAUCAAUACAUAUGUAAAUAAUCCUUUCAAACCCACAUCAGCGCUGCACCGACUACAAAGACACUUGCACAUCAACCAAAUGAACCGGAUAAAAAUUUAUGCGACAUAA